This is a messenger RNA of Eruca vesicaria subsp. sativa (arugula), 354 nucleotides long. Lineage: Eukaryota; Viridiplantae; Streptophyta; Magnoliopsida; Brassicales; Brassicaceae. The record is from the annotation of a GenBank genome assembly.
AUGGCGAAUCCUACUAACCUAAAGCUCAAGGAACCAGUGGUAGAAGACUAUGGAUCUUCUCUGGAAGAAGCAUUCAGGAGAGGCAAGAGGGAAACCACAACGCAUCACCGGGCAAUUCUUUACAUGUGCAAGGAGCAUACUACUGCUCUCGAGGAAUACUAUGAAGCGAGGAUUAGGGUGGAAGAAAUCAAGGCCAAGCUCGAGAUUCUGAAGACAGUGGAGAAAGUAUUUGGUGUGAUAGAAGAGAAGCAGACACUUGAAGCCGAGCUGCUUUUUGCAAAGAAAAGCCUCAAGGCUAUCCAUGUUCCAGAACUCAACUGGUUCAAGUUGGGUGAAGGUUGGAUGUAUGACUAA